Cuscuta campestris is the source of this 929-nucleotide messenger RNA. The record is from the annotation of a GenBank genome assembly. Lineage: Eukaryota; Viridiplantae; Streptophyta; Magnoliopsida; Solanales; Convolvulaceae.
CAUUGCCGACCCCUCUCUCCUCCCUUAAAUCUCCCCUCCCCAUCGUCUUCCCAAACCCAUACCCUUCUCUUUCUCUCUCUAUCUCCCCCGAUUCAUCUCUCUUUCUCUCUCUCUCUCUACAUCUUUUGAAUCAAUCCGUCGAUUUGAAUUUCUGGUUUUUUUGUUUUUGUUUGUUUGGCGAUCGGAGAAAUGGUACAGAAGACGGAGAAGGAGGAGACGGAGUUCAAGGUGGUGCCGGAGACCAUCACGCCGUGCGUGAACAACUGCGGCGUCACCGGGAGCCCGGCCACCAAUAACAUGUGUCAGAAGUGCUUCGCCGCCGCCGCCGGAUCCGUCUCCGCUUCGUCGGUGGCGAUCCCGCACAAGUUCGCCGAGAAAACCCCCAGAUCUACCUUCCGGAGGUCGUCUCCCGGGCGGAUGGUUCCAGAUCUGAACAAGCGCGACUCGCCUGUGAGAAUCGACGAGAAAGCGGAUGCUAGCUCGCCGUCUCCGGCCAAGAGGGAGGUGAAUCGCUGCUCCGGAUGCAAUCGGAAGGUCGGUCUGACCGGAUUUCGCUGCCGGUGCGGCGAGCUCUUCUGCGGCGAACACCGGUACUCCGACCGCCACGAUUGCAGUUACGACUACAAAUCCGCCGGCCGGGAUGCCAUCGCCAAGGAGAAUCCGGUCGUCAGAGCAGCAAAAAUAUUCAAACUUUGAAGGUUAAGAACUCACCAAUACGCAUCUACCGGAAGUGAAACUGUCUUCGCAACGCAACUACAGAUCGGAGGUCGCCGCCUCCGGCGAUCUCCUCCGCACUUGUUUGUUUUCUCUUCUCUCCGGCGAGAGAAAUGAUGGAUCGGAAAAAAUAGUGAGAAAAAUCCGUAAUUAUUUGUUGUGAUGAUAAAAUCUGGCUGUACCGAUUGUAAUUCAUUCAUGGAUGAUUAAUCUUA